AUGUCGUGGAAGGCAUCCGAGCGGCUGAUGGACACCAUCCGCCACUACUCCAAAUUCCCAGCCACGGGCGUGAGCUUGCGGCAGAUGGUUCAAUUUGGCGAGAGGCCAUCGAUAGGAACCCUCUUCCGCGCCUCCCAAUUUCUUGCCGAAGAGCUCCCAAUUCGCCUUGCGCACCGAGUCCAGGAGCUGAAGAGCUUGCCGGAUGGCCUUAACGAGAUGCCGUCAGUUCGGAGAGUCCAAGAUUGGUAUGCGCAGUCGUUUGAGGAGAUCAUCAAUCUAGGCCGGCCUGAACUGUCAAAGGAGGUGCGAGACCGACUUCUGAACCCGGGGAAAUUCUACAACGGCAAGGGAUCGAUACUCUCCGAAGCCACCCCAAACCCAAGUAUUCGCGAGGGUCAAUAUGCCUCAUUGCCGUCGACACAGUCCGCCGUAGGCAACAACAAGAAGCUUCAUGCAACAAGGAGAUACUUCGCAAUGGUGGACGAUACAGGCGACUGGCCACCAGACUUGCAGGCAUACAAUUCGAAAUUUGCGCAGACGCUGAAUAAGAUAAAGAGGAGGCAUGAUGGCGUUGUUACAACUAUGGCUCAAGGCAUCCUCGAAUACAAACGGAAGAGGCAGCGAUUGCAGAUCGACAAUAACAUCCAGAACUUCUUGGACCGCUUCUACAUGUCUCGAAUUGGCAUCCGAAUGCUCAUAGGGCAGCACAUCGCCCUGACUGACCAGAGUCAUCACCACGACCCUACCUAUGUGGGCAUUAUCUGCACAAAAACGAACGUGCGGGAUCUAGCCCAAGAGGCCAUCGAGAAUGCCCGUUUCGUCUGCGAGGAUCACUACGGACUCUUUGAGGCGCCAAAGAUCCAGCUGGUUUGCAACCCUGACCUUAACUUCAUGUAUGUACCUGGCCACUUGUCACACAUGCUCUUUGAGACCUUGAAAAACUCGUUGAGAGCUGUUGUCGAGGCCCAUGGCCAGGACAAGCAGGAGUUCCCGGUAACCAAAGUCAUCGUUGCAGAAGGCAGAGAAGAUAUCACAAUCAAAGUUAGCGACGAAGGCGGUGGAAUUCCUCGCAGCGCCAUUCCGCUUGUAUGGACCUACAUGUACACCACAGUGGAUCGGACCCCAAACCUGGACCCUGAUUUUGAUAAGAGCGAUUUCAAGGCUCCCAUGGCUGGUUUCGGCUACGGGUUACCGAUUUCACGGCUCUAUGCUCGUUACUUCGGCGGUGACUUGAAGUUAAUCAGCAUGGAGGGGUAUGGAACAGAUGUCUACCUCCACCUCAACCGAUUGUCCAGUUCAUCGGAGCCUCUGCAAUAGCAAUCAGCAGUCAUGAGGGAGUGGGCCUCAUCCCAAGGAUUGACGUUACCGACAAGAACGACGAAGAAGCGGCUCAAUAACCUGGAAAUAUCGGAGAGGAGGCAGGUCGGUGAUGCCGAGUCACUGAUUAGCCAGGAGAGCAGCCGCUUUCUCACUCACGAUGAUUCCGAAGCCGAGCUGUAGCCAAAGAAGAGACGUCACGUUGGGGAUUUAAGUCUCCGUCACUCUUGUUUUCUUGCGGGGAGGGAGAUGAAGAAACGAGCAACCUGGCCCAUAAUAAUAGUAGGGAAGGGGAGGUGAUAACCACUUAAAGGGGACCCCUCAGCGCCAGCAUUUUUUUCGGA
Messenger RNA from Durotheca rogersii, 1661 nucleotides. Its product is annotated as mitochondrial branched-chain alpha-ketoacid dehydrogenase kinase-domain-containing protein. The record is from RefSeq and is a predicted model, not a curated record. Lineage: Eukaryota; Fungi; Ascomycota; Sordariomycetes; Xylariales; Xylariaceae. Bases 1 to 1317 code for a protein of 438 amino acids. Gene Ontology annotation, cellular component: mitochondrion. Gene Ontology annotation, biological process: regulation of glucose metabolic process; protein phosphorylation. Gene Ontology annotation, molecular function: pyruvate dehydrogenase (acetyl-transferring) kinase activity. The transcript has 4 exons.